AAGGCUUAAACCCUACUUUUUAAGACUUAACUGUAUAAACAUUUUUUGUAGAUUGGCAUAAACCCAGGACUAAUGGCAGCUUACAAAGGACAUCAUUACCCUGGACCUGGAAACCAUUUUUGGAAGUGUCUGUUUAUGUCAGGCCUGAGUGAGGUCCAGCUGAGCCAUAUGGAUGAUCACACUUUACCAGGGAAGUAUGGUAUUGGAUUUACCAAUAUGGUGGAAAGGACAACACCAGGCAGCAAAGAUCUUUCCAGUAAAGAAUUUCGUGAAGGAGGACGUAUUCUAGUGCAGAAAUUACAGAAAUAUCAGCCACGAAUAGCAGUGUUUAAUGGAAAAUGUAUUUAUGAAAUUUUUAGUAAAGAAGUUUUUGGAGUUAAGGUUAAAAACUUAGAAUUUGGACUUCAACCCCAUAAGAUCCCAGACACAGAAACUCUCUGCUACGUUAUGCCAUCAUCCAGUGCAAGAUGUGCUCAGUUUCCUCGAGCCCAGGACAAAGUUCAUUACUACAUUAAGCUGAAAGACUUGAGAGAUCAGUUGAAAGGCAUUGAACGAAACACAGACGUUCAAGAGGUGCAGUAUACGUUUGAUCUACAAUUAGCCCAAGAGGAUGCAAAGAAGAUGGCUGUUAAGGAAGAAAAAUAUGACCCAGGUUAUGAAGCAGCGUAUGGCGGCGCUUAUGCAGAAAAUCCGUGCAGUGGCGACCCUUGCAGCUUCUCUUCUAGGGGGCUAACUGACAGUGGAGAAUCAACUUUCGGUGACAUUCCAAAUGGGCAGUGGAUGACCGAGUCGUUUACAGACCAGAUUCCUUCCUUUAAUAAUCAUUGUGGGACGCUGGAACAAGAAGAAGGAAACCACGCUUAAGAGUGGUGUUUCUCAGCUCUUCCUAAAUGCUGCAGUUUUAAUGCAGUUGUCAAGAAGUGGCCCUCAGUUUGCUAACUGAGGCAUUUUAUUAGUAUUUUACUCUGUGAUAUAAUGAUAGUACAGUUGUGUGGUAGAAUCAACUGUAUGAACCUAAGUAAGUUGGGAAAGAAAAAGUAGGGUUUUUGUGUAUGAGUUUUUGUAUUUGAAUUAACCAUCAUUCCAGCUUUUUAUAAACUAUACUUCAUUUAUGAAGAAAUUGAUUUUCUUUGGGGAGUCACUUUUAAUCUGUAAUUUUAAAAUGAAACAGUCUGAAUAUUUAUACUUGAUUAUUAACUGUGCAUAAACCCAGAUAGACAUUAUUCCUUUUAUGCCUAAGAAGGGCAUGCUAAUAAUAAUUACCACUGAUAAAGAGGCAAAUGUGUUCGUUUUUGUAUAUGAAGUUAACCCACAGUGGAGGCUCAUUUGGUAGUUUUUAGCAGUGUUUGAUGGGCUCCCUGAGUGAUACUUACACUCACACCUCUUUGCCUCACCAAUGGGGAGUGUUUGUGAGAGAUGCCCAGCAGUAGAAAUGUAAAGUGUGGCCUUCCAGCAGCAAGGCUAGCCUGGCCUUCUCUGACGGGGCACCGAGGCCUGACUUUGACCUCGUCACCCCGGGUGUUAAUCCUCUAGUACAGGUAGAAACUGUUGUGUGGGAUGGUAAGUUCCAGAGAAUGCAGUAGACCUUUUUUAAGUUUGUUACUUCUUCCUCUGUGUUUUACUUGAGAGACAUACAUUUGAUAGGGAAGGAACUGAAUUUUUUGUACAAUAUCUAUCACCAUUCUAAUUUUAUCCUCCUCGGCUUUAAGGGUAUAAUGUGGAAAGUGGUGAGAAAUGAACUCUUAGGUGGAGCAACAACAUGCUGGAGAUGUUUGAUAGUCUGAUUUAAAUUGGUGCUUUAUAUGUACAUGAGGUAUAUUAAAAUAACAGAAUUGUUCUUGCUAGGUAUAUCUAAUCAAUAAUUUAAAAAAUCUCUAUAUCAUUGUCUGUUACUGUGGACUAAGUGAGCCUCAUGGCGGGGUUAGUUUGAAGUAACGUACCUUUGUGAUUUUAUGCCUUUUCCAUGGUGCUACAGAGUCCAGACUACUAGGCCUGGUGCAUAGUAAAGCUGGGUAUUCAGAAAUGCCAUUUGCAAUUACUCCUGGUCACUUCUGAAUAUCCUGAUUUCAUACAUACCCAGGGAGCAUGCUGUUUUUCAAUAUGAAAAUAUUUAUGAGUUGUUUUUUUUCCCUAAGAGAUUAUAUGGCGUGUUCUUUGUAUAGUAAGAGAAACAAAGUCUUGUGAAUCUUAACAUGCUUUUUAGCUGUGGCUAUGAUGGAUUUUAUAUAUCCCUUAGUCUAGUUCAAGCUGUGUAAAAGUUAUUCAGCCCAUGUUAUUUAACUCAUGUACUGUACUGCUGUUUACACAGAUGUUUUAUGCGGGUGCUUGGAAGUGCCUUGCAUCAGGGAUUAGGAACAAUUGAAUUAUUUUUUCAUGGGACUAUGUAAAGCAUGUAAGUAGGAAUUGCUUUGGUAUAUAAUGAUUGUAGCCUUACAAUAGAUUUUUUUUUUUUGAGUGGAGAAAAUACCCUUUAAAUUAUGAUGGACACUCAUUAGAGAGGGGGUUUGAGGAGUUUCCAAGCAUACAAUAAUGGUGUUUUUCAUUACAUAUGAAAGAUGAGUAGUAAAUGUUGAUAUAUCCUAUACAUGACAAUAUGGGACUUUUUCAUUAAAUAAUAUUGAAAAAGUUUUUAAAUUCA
Messenger RNA from Leptonychotes weddellii (Weddell seal), 2638 nucleotides. NCBI's taxonomy places the organism in Eukaryota, Metazoa, Chordata, Mammalia, Carnivora, Phocidae. The record is from RefSeq and is a predicted model, not a curated record.